AAAAAUAACUGUCGCGUAUGUAAAUAAUUGACGUUUAACAGUAAAAUAUGGUGUAAAAUACGUGUUUUUAAAUCACCAUACGUAUGCAUUUAGUAAAUGAAAGUUAACACGGGGAGAAAACUAAUGACACAAAUAGAUAAACAGUUUUCAUAGAUAAAAAACGCAUUUAACGAUGGAGGAAACAUUUAUUUUAAUAUUGCUCGUUCUUGUAAUGCUUAUUGGAUCGUUUUUGGCAGGCUCUAUACCGCUGUUUUUUAGUUUUUCUGAGGAUAAAUUAAAGAAAAUUACUGUAUUUGGGGCUGGUUUAUUGGUGGGGACUGCAUUGGCUGUGAUAAUACCGGAAGGGGUGAGGUCUCUUAUAACAGAAAAUUUGCCUCAUGCUCAUAAUGAGUCGAGCAUUCCAGAACACAGUGAUCCUUAUUCCGUUAUAGGAAUAAGUUUGGUUUUGGGAUUUGUUUUUAUGCUUUUGGUUGAUCAGAUUACUCAGGCGAAGAAUGAGAAUUUGAGCCCCAAUGAGAGAAAUAUUACUGCUACUAUUGGCUUGGUGGUGCAUGCAGCUGCAGACGGUGUAGCUUUGGGUGCAGCUGCAACCACCAGUCAUGCUGAUGUUGAAAUAAUAGUUUUUCUGGCAAUUAUGUUGCACAAGGCACCAGCUGCUUUUGGAUUGGUCACGUUUUUGCUUCACGAGAAAAUUGACAGGCAAAGGAUUAGGAAACAUUUAAUGAUAUUUUCCCUAUCAGCCCCUGUUACGACUGUUGUAACCUAUUUUGGUCUUGGACAAGGGACCAAGGAGACACUUAGUUCCUUAAAUGCUACUGGCAUUGCGAUGUUGUUUUCUGCCGGCACUUUCCUCUACGUGGCCACUGUUCACGUGGUUGCCGACCUUACACAACACUCGGGCGGCUACGAUAGGCUGCCGCAGCCCGGCGAGCCAAUCAAGCAUGCGCACUCGUCUCUAGGCAAAGCGGAGAUAGUGUGCUUAGUUCUGGGUUGCCUAACUCCCAUCCUACUCAGCCUAGGUCAUCACCAUUAAUCGUGAUGCCCAUUUUUUAACGGUUGUUUUAUUGUUUUACAGGUCUAAAAUGAUGAAGUUUUACUUAUUGCUGCUUUGCCUGAGUUUGAUAACUAUAAGGCGUUUUAGUUUUAAGUUAAAAAAAUUAAAUAAAGUAUUUUUAGUCGAAAAUAAUCUUCAUGGUUUUUUAAUUUUUAACAGUGUUUUUUAAUGUUUUAAUGU
Molecule: messenger RNA, 1234 nt
Organism: Brassicogethes aeneus
Lineage: Eukaryota; Metazoa; Arthropoda; Insecta; Coleoptera; Nitidulidae
Source: the annotation of a GenBank genome assembly